CCCCUGCAACUACUGAAAAGGCUGCUGCCCCUCUUCAGGAACCACAUGUUUGUCUGGCCUCUCAACAGAUACCCCUCCGUUGUGGUUGCACCUACGGUACGGCCAUCUGUAUCGCUGAGGCACGCAAGCCUCACCACCAACGGCAAGGUCCAUGGUUCAUGGGGGAACUGAUGUUCCACAGACCCAGUGGAUUUGGUGAUGCCUUUGAUGAUGCAGACCACAAUGGAAGGUCCUGAAGUUACUUUCCUCUUCCAGUUUGGACUUGUUAGAGAUACAGUAACUACACCUGCUGGUUCAUUAGGACUGAAGACAUUGAAGGACUUAGCGAGUGACUUCAUCAACAAAAAGUUUCCUGACCAUGGUCUGACUUGCCUUGGUGAAAGGCUGCUGCUGUUCCGCCAUGACCACAGUUCUGCCAACAUCUUACAGUUGGUAAACUCUGCAGCAGAAAUUAUUGAUGAAACACUGGUGGAAAUUGUUUUGACAGCCCAAACACCAACAGAAGCAGCUCCAUUAAGGCCACACACAUUAAAUGUUCACUCUUAUAAGGCUCCAACUUUUUGUGAUUUUUGUGGUGAAAUGCUGUUUGGACUUGUUCGUCAAGGACUGAAAUGUGAAGGUUGUGGGCUCAACUUUCACAAGCGAUGUGUGGUGAAGAUUCCAAACAACUGUUCAGGGGCAGCACUUGUCUCUGGAGAUCGCAGACGAUCCUCAAACCUUGCUGUUCCACGUUCAUCCUCCCAGGGGUCAAAUUCCUCACUUGCCUCAGAUGACACUUCUCUGACAGUUCCAGGUAGUCAAGGAACAAACAGAUCACCCUCACUUGGAGGACGUAUUCGUAUUCCACACACAUUUGUACUUCACUCGUACACACGUCCUACCGUAUGUCAGGUAUGCCGGAAAUUGCUGAAAGGAAUUUUUAAACAAGGGCUACAGUGCCGGGACUGCCACUACAAUGUGCACAAAAAGUGCCUUGAGAAGGUGCCUAAAGACUGUACUGGUGAGAGCCCAAAGGAUGUUACAGGAAGUGAAUGCACUGAUAAUGGAAAUGGAAGUGACUCGGUCAGUAGUCGGUUCAAUGAAGAUAAUGACAGUGACACUGAAUCUAGUUCUCCACCUGAAGCUCGAAAAUCUUCAUCUACAGAAUCACCUGUCAGCAAUGGUUGUGAGGAUCAAAACUGUGAUGAUGCUGAGCCUCUCAUCAAACGACCAACAAGUAUGUCCCCUAGUAACAAUAUUCCUCUGAUGCGAAUUGUGCAGUCAGUGAAACAUACAAAAAAGAGGGGUUCAAAAGUUAUUAAAGAAGGGUGGAUGGUGCAUUUCACUAACAAGGAUCCAACGAGGAAACGACAUUACUGGCGCCUUGACACCAAAUCAUUAACAUUAUUCCAAAAUGACACAAGCUCCAAGUAUUACAAAGAGAUUCCAUUAUCUGAGAUACUUUCUGUGGAAACAGCUCGAAGCCCACAUGGUGAUGUGAUGCAUUGCUUUGAACUCCGGACGGCCAACAUUGAUUACUAUGUGGGUGAAGACCCUCUGCAUCCUGUAGUAAGGGAAGGAAGUGUGGCAAUUUUUCCUCCAGAGGAUUCUGGUGUAGGAGUUCACUUAGCUAAAAGCUGGGAAACUUGCAUUCGACAGGCUCUGAUGCCUGUAACUUCUUCCACCAAUGCAGAUAAUAGCUCAGGCGAAUCUGAUGAAAGAGUGACUGACAUGAGCCAAGUUUACCAGAUUUUCCCAGAUGAGGUUCUUGGUUCAGGACAAUUUGGAACAGUUUAUGGAGGUGUACAUAGAAAAACAGGUAGAGCUGUUGCUAUAAAAGUAAUUGAUAAAUCAAGGUUUCCAACAAAGCAGGAAGCUCAAUUGAAAAAUGAAGUAUCAAUUUUACACACCAUCUGCCAUGCAGGUGUUGUAAAUCUUGAACGAAUGUUUGAGACUCCAGAGAGAAUAUUUGUUGUCAUGGAAAAAUUGAAGGGUGAUAUGCUAGAAAUGAUUCUUUCAAGUGAACGUGGGCGAUUAAGUGAACGGAUAACUAAAUUCCUUAUAACACAGAUUCUUAUAGCCCUGAAACAUCUCCAUAGCAAAAAUAUUGUACAUUGUGAUCUCAAGCCAGAGAAUGUGUUGCUCAGCUCUGACUCAGAGUUUCCUCAGGUGAAACUGUGUGACUUUGGCUAUGCGCGCAUAAUUGGUGAGAAGUCGUUUAGAAGAUCUGUGGUCGGUACUCCUGCCUAUCUAGCACCUGAAGUCCUUCGUAACAAAGGAUACAAUCGAUCAUUAGAUAUGUGGAGUGUUGGUGUUAUUGUUUACGUGAGCCUUAGUGGAACAUUUCCUUUCAAUGAAGAUGAAGAUAUCAAUGAACAGAUACAAAAUGCUGCCUUUAUGUAUCCAGCUAUACCUUGGAAGGAAAUUUCAUCAGAAGCAAUUGACCUCAUCAAUAAUUUGCUACAAGUGAAACAAAGGAAAAGAUUUACAGUAGAUAAAUCUCUUGCACAUAUUUGGUUGCAGGAUUACCAAACAUGGUGCGAUUUACGAGAACUAGAGAAGCAGGUUGGCAUUAGGUACCUCACUCACGAGUCUGAUGAUGCACGAUGGGAAAGUUAUCGAAGGGAACGCCUUUGACCAGCCAAAAGUUGGGUCACUGUGGCCAGGACACGCUGGAGACGUUUCAUCAAAACAUGAUGAAGAUGUUCCUGUCAAGCUCUCUAUUAGAUUUUGUAACAUAAUGUUGCAUCUGCAUGUUGCAGAUUUUACUAUUAUGUACUGCAGUUUAUUGAAUUGUUUAUUUUUGUAACAUUAUAGUGUAUAUAAUUACUCAGUCCAGCAAUACUCAUUUACAUAUUUCUUUGCCUUUACUAAAUAAUGGCAGAAAGAAAGUGGUGUGUGUGUGUGUGUGUGUGUGUGUGUGUGUGUGUGUGUGUGUGCGGGCG
This is a messenger RNA of Schistocerca nitens (vagrant locust), 2924 nucleotides long. RefSeq names its product serine/threonine-protein kinase D1 (gene PKD). Gene Ontology annotation, molecular function: ATP binding; protein serine/threonine kinase activity. The transcript has 18 exons. The record is from RefSeq and is a predicted model, not a curated record. Lineage: Eukaryota; Metazoa; Arthropoda; Insecta; Orthoptera; Acrididae. Bases 199 to 2616 code for a protein of 805 amino acids. Gene Ontology annotation, biological process: protein phosphorylation.